AACCACCACCUGACCUAACUAUUUUUCUUUCUUUUCCUUUUCCUCUCAUUCGAAGGAACCCCCAUACUCCAUAGUCAAAUCAAACCCCCAAAACCCAAAACCUCACACCAAAUUUCAUUUUCACCCAUGGCUUGGGUACCAAGAUUCAACGCAAGUCGUAUAUGGCUACCUGCAUUUCUCUUCUCUCUUUGCAUCCUCUUCUUCACUCCCACUAUCCCUCGCUCCCACAACCACCACCAUUUCGUUGACAUGCGCAAUCUUCUCGGAGUUCCCAACACCAUCAAUGUCAUCACAAAUUUCCCUUUCUUAAUUGUUGGUGUUCUGGGCUUUGUUCUAGCCCUCGAUGGAGCUGUCUUCUACAUAAGUUCUCAAGGAGAAGUCUAUGCUUGGGUAGUAUUCUAUGCUGGAAUAGUAGGCGUGGCUUUUGGUUCUGCUUAUUACCAUUUGAAGCCUGACAACCACCGUGUGUUGUGGGACACUUUACCGGUUGGUAUUGCAGACCAAAUGAUGGUGGCAUUUUCUUCGCUUUUUUCCGCAUUGGUUGUUGAGAGAUUCGGCCAGAGGAUCGGGUUGUUCUGCCUGUUUGCACUCAUUUUUGCUGCCGUUCUUUGUGUAGUUUAUGAACGAAAUUAUAAUGACAUUCGGUUCUGCAUGAUAUUCCAGUUGACUCUUCCUCUAGCUAUUCCAGUAAUAGCAUUUAUGUAUAGCUCCAAGUACACUCACUCAAGAUAUUGGUUUCUGGCUACAGGUAUUUAUCUGCUAGCAAAAUUUGAAGGCGCUACUGACAAGAAACUUUACCAUGCAAAUAACUACAUUAUCAGCGGGCAUUCUUUGGAACACUUAUGCUUAUCGUUGAUCCCAAUUGUGCUCAGCAUAAUGCUCAUCUACAGGGAAUCUAAGUUUCAAAGGUUAGUUGAUCUUAAAGAUCGACAUCAAAGAGGAGUGAAUGAUGAUUUUUCAACUGAGCUAUAUAUGGCUGAGACUUUACAGCACACUGAGCAAGUCAAAACAAACUAGAUGAAACUCUCUUCCAUAACUUUGAAAAACUAACAAUUUUAACUGUCUAGUAGUGUCAAAUUCCUUUGUUUUCUGUGAGAAAAGGAAUCAUAGUUGACACUUACCUGCAUUAAUUGUCGGCCAUAUGGAUGAUGGAUGGGAGAGCUCGUGCAUUCUACGACAUGAUAGAGGUCCUUAGGUGACAAACAAGUGUGUGUCUGACACGCGUUGUUUUUCUUUUUGUCGUUGAGAUCAUUGCCCUUGUCAGUCUUGGAACAGUUGAUUGUGAGGCAUUGGAGACUUUGUAUUCUAGUCUUAUUAUUAGAGUAAAUGUCUUUUCCGAUCCUUAACCAUUAUCCCGAAGUAAUUCGUCUAAGUGGCCGUGUGAACGGUGACCUACAGAUAUGUUAGGGACUGCUUAAUCCAAUAACAGGGGUGCGUAGACCAAUUACUUGGAUGGUUCGGGACCGGUUAGAGAUUUUCGAAUUGUGGAGAGGUGCUUUGUCUUUCGAACAAAUGGUUAGGGAUCGAAAAGGACAAUUACUCCUUAUUAUUAUUGGUCUCAUUUUUACUCAUUCGUUUUCUUGUUGGAAGUGAGAGAGUAACUAACAUAGAGAGAAGAACGAAGAUUUACUUGUAUGUUCUUAGAGUAUAUUUAAUGCGUAUUUGGGUACAAUUCAUUAGGAAAGAUGGCUGUAAAUGUUUCUGAUGC
Arachis duranensis is the source of this 1708-nucleotide messenger RNA. RefSeq lists its product as uncharacterized. Gene Ontology annotation, cellular component: membrane. The transcript has 7 exons. Gene Ontology annotation, biological process: ceramide metabolic process. Lineage: Eukaryota; Viridiplantae; Streptophyta; Magnoliopsida; Fabales; Fabaceae. The coding region runs from base 127 to 1017 and encodes 296 amino acids. The record is from RefSeq and is a predicted model, not a curated record. Gene Ontology annotation, molecular function: hydrolase activity, acting on carbon-nitrogen (but not peptide) bonds, in linear amides.